GUUAGGUUAUUUUUUCUACAGUACAGACGACUGCAAAGUCAUCUUGCAGAUCUUGAGCGUGAAGUGUAGAAUCGGCAAGGAAUCGGCUCCGCUCUCGCGAUGACAAUUAGCAGCGGUACCUUCGAAGUACAAACAGGCAAGGGUGCACAGCCACAAGUGUCUGGAAAUGGUUCGCCUUUUACUGUAUAGGCGCGUUGGAUAUGUAUAUUUUUUAGGAGGAGCUUGCUGUUGGUAUACUGGACGUAUAACACAACGGCCAACCUAGACGGCGAUACUUCGCUGGUCUGGUGCAAGAGAGGUACUGAUUGGGCUUCGUCCUAGUUUACUUUCCGUGUCUCCGCAAGCCUUAUUAUUUGGAGUUCCGCAUCCAUGGGAAUGCAUAUCGAGUGCUGAUCCCCGAGCAGCUUGCCUAGCUCCUAAUCUAUCAAGGGUUAAGAAAGGCCUCCUCCGCGACCCCGAUGGCAGCCAAAACGCCACCCACCCUACUCACCCUCCCCGCCGAAAUCCGAGACCACAUCUGGAACUACUGCCUCGUGUCUCCCACCCACCGCGUCCUCCCUGUCCACUGCCCCGCCUCCACGGACUCCAGCCUUCCCCCCCCCUCCCCGACCGCCGAUCCCGUCAGCAAACCUACGAUGUCGUACCUCGCAGCGCCUUCAUAAAGAUGCUUCAUCUCGUCCCAUGUGCUCCCACGACCGCGACCCCACUCUCUCCAUCUCUCCUCCCGCUCGCUCACUCCCUCCCCUUCGUCAGCCGCCAGGUCUACGCCGAGACGUCUACCCGUCUCUGGGGCGCUAACACGCUCGUCCUCCCCGACUAUGGCGCCGCGAGGGAGGUGCUCGCGUACUUUGGUAGGGCUAAGCUGGGUGUGCGGCGCGUCGAGAUGCGGAUUGGGAAUGUGUGGGACCUGUUGACUAUGCAGCUCAUGCGGAUGAUGGAGGCGGUUGAUGAGCUGUGGCGACUGGUGCAGGAGGGGGCGCUGAGGAGGCUAAGGUUUGUGUAUGUGGAUGGAGGCGCUUGUCAGCGGACUGCGUUACAGAUGUGGAGAGGGGUGCUUGGGACCAGUAGCAGGGAUAGAGACUGGGGCCAAUGUGAGAGGGAACUUGUGUGGGAGGACAAGAAAAUGAAGACGGAUCGGUUGAGAGAGGUGUUGGCGAGGCACUGGGGUUUAGAGGGGGGGAUAGGGGGGUGGGAUGACACUGUUACCUGGGGGGACUGGGAGCCUGUCACGAGGUGA
Pseudogymnoascus verrucosus is the source of this 1237-nucleotide messenger RNA. RefSeq lists its product as uncharacterized. The record is from RefSeq and is a predicted model, not a curated record. NCBI's taxonomy places the organism in Eukaryota, Fungi, Ascomycota, Leotiomycetes, Thelebolales, Thelebolaceae. The coding region runs from base 665 to 1237 and encodes 190 amino acids. The transcript has a single exon.